AUCAGUUGUUUUGCCCGUGGUGUGAUGCCCUCUGACGUCUUACAAAAUUGUCACAACGGUUAGGUCGUUCACUGCCAUUCAGAGAAGAAAAGGGACCGGUCGAUCGGCUUUUUGCCUUCAAAACCAAGGGGUCAUGUCGGAGCCAGGAGCAGCGCCUCCCUGGUCCGGCCCGGUGACCAUCACCGAGGCGACGGCGCCCAACAAGAUCUGGGCCACGCCCGCCAGCGUCACCGACGACACCCGGUUUAUGAAAAUUAAGCAGCAGAUGGUGGAAGUCUGUACCAAGCAGAGACAUCAUCUGAAGAUGGAGUCAAACGUUAAACAAGGAGAGGUGUACGUGUACCACCCGCCGGCGACGAACCGGUGGUACCGCGUGCGCGUGCUGGCCCGCUUCCGCAGCGCCGCCACGCCGUGCUGCAGUGUGCUACUGCUGGACGACGGCGAGAGGAAGACGGUGGCCGACUGUGAGCUGUACAGGCUGCCGGAGCCGUUCUGCGACCUGCGCCAGCUGCCGCCGCAGGCGCUCCGCCUCAGGCUGGCCGGCGUGGUACCGGUGGAGCUGGUCUGGCGCCUGGACGACGCCGGCGCCGUCCAGUGUCACGUGGACCGGGCGGCGCACUGGAGCGAGGCCGCCUGCCUGUUCGUCUCGCGCCAGCUGACGCCGGGCACGCUGUGCCGCCUGAGAGGGGCGCGCGAGUGA
Pollicipes pollicipes is the source of this 700-nucleotide messenger RNA. RefSeq lists its product as uncharacterized. NCBI's taxonomy places the organism in Eukaryota, Metazoa, Arthropoda, Thecostraca, Pollicipedomorpha, Pollicipedidae. The record is from RefSeq and is a predicted model, not a curated record. The transcript is spliced from 7 exons. The coding region runs from base 134 to 700 and encodes 188 amino acids.